AUGGACCAGCAUCACUUCUGCUUCGGCUGCGGCAGAGUUCGAUCCAAGAUAUUCCAGAAAAAGGAAAAGAGACGAGCCGGAGAGCCUUUGCUACCCAAUUACUGCGGCAACUGUACUGAUGAAGUCCGGCGGCAAGAAGGCUUAUACGAGACUUCGGUUCUGGACAUGAGCACUCAAGAAGUGAAUGGAAAACCAAACCAAGCUUCCGACGAUGUUGUCUCCCCGAAAACAGACCGCUCGGGUGGCGAGGCUUCCAAAACCACGGCACACCUGCCGGACGUGGAAGUCGGCGUAGCAGCGUCCAAGUUGAAGAGAUUCCCCGAGCUUCGAGUCCAAACUACGGGGUCAAGCAGCGCGGCUUUUGUGCCAGUUAGCUCUGCCGAGUCGUCGCCGUUCUUCCCGGGCCGCAAGUUAGGCUCGGCCCAGCGUCGUGCUGAAAGAGCCGCCGUGUCGCAAGAGAGGGAAAGGAAUUCCGACGGCCCAUCGAGUGCUGCGGCAGAAUAUCAAGCACCAUAUGUUGAAGAGGAGAAUGCGCAAUCUUGCGAAGAAGAAGGGGUGUCGGGCUCAGUCACCAGUUGCAUGAGCGGCAGCCGCAGUCCGGGUGGUGAGACUGCCGCGACUGCCGCGACUGCCGCGACUGCUGCGACUGCUGCGACUGCUGCGACUGCUGCAUGGGAUGAAAAGCAUCUUGCAUCACAGGCAACUCUUCCGGGCGAGGAUGCGAUGCCUUCUGACGCAGAUACGCGUCAAGACACAUCACAUGCGGAGCGACGCACGCCCUCGAGAUGGGAGUUUGGGAACAAGACAUUGCUCGAAGAGACCCCCUUUGGUGCACCAGACGGUCAUCGCAGCCGGCAAAAAUCAUCCCCCCUCGCACGCAGCAAAACCUAUGAGCUGCCGUUGCCCGCAUCCCUCGAGGACAUGACCCUCAGAAACGGUCUCGCUGCCGCCAACGACUCCGCUUCGCUACCACAAUCCCAAGGUGCCUUUAGGCGCAAAACCUCCACGUUCAGUAUUUUCGACUACUGCAGCUUCGGGGAGAACCGGUGCCCGUCGCCGAGGUUCACUCCCCCGAGCUGCCACGGCUCUCCGGUCGACAGCCACAAUCUGCACUACAGCAGCAGCAGCAGCAGCCAUUCCGACGCCGGUCAAGCUCCCCUAGGAAUGCCGUCGGCCUCGUCGGACUCGAACCUCGGCAACCAAACCACAACAGGCUGCUUUGGCAGGGCUCCAGCGGACGGCGCAUACCCACGCUCCGUGUUCACCGACUACUCCUGUUCCACAAGCAACCCGUACUACAAGCCCAGACAACGCGGCAGCCUUCACGGGCGCAGCGCCGGGUCGUUUUACAACCCGUGGGACUGCAAAAGCAGCGCAGACACGCUCGACGGUUCCAAGAGGCACCCCGCCGCCGCGAGAUUCGACGACGAGCGUGUUCCGGAACCGAUCGUCGAGGAGCCAGCCUCGCCUCCCUCAUCCCCCAGGCAACGCAGAUUGCUCCUUGAGUUUGACCACCCUUGUCGCCAAGACGGGCGAUGA
Molecule: messenger RNA, 1539 nt
Organism: Ustilaginoidea virens
Lineage: Eukaryota; Fungi; Ascomycota; Sordariomycetes; Hypocreales; Clavicipitaceae
Exons: 3
Coding region: 1-1539 (512 amino acids)
Source: RefSeq, a predicted model, not a curated record